Hibiscus syriacus is the source of this 1689-nucleotide messenger RNA. RefSeq lists its product as uncharacterized. Bases 286 to 1527 code for a protein of 413 amino acids. Gene Ontology annotation, molecular function: transcription coregulator activity. Lineage: Eukaryota; Viridiplantae; Streptophyta; Magnoliopsida; Malvales; Malvaceae. The transcript has 4 exons. Gene Ontology annotation, biological process: regulation of DNA-templated transcription. The record is from RefSeq and is a predicted model, not a curated record.
CUGCUCCCUUCCCAAAAGAAAACAAAGCUUAACCCCUCCAUCUCUGAUCCCUCUCCUUCUCUUCCUCUCCAUCGAUUGCAGACCGGGGAAGAAGAAAGUCCAAAACCCAUCAUCAAGAUAUUGACUAAUCUUUUCCAUCUACCCCGUGUAAAAACACUGCUCUCUUCCUUGCCAUCUUUUACUACUUUCUUCUGGGUAAGCUUCCAAGUAUCUUCUCUCCCCCCCCUUCUCUCUUGGUUUACCCUACUAGAUUUUUCUUUUCCCAUUGAAGAAGAGAGAUCAAAGAUGCCAAGGCCAGGCCCUAGACCUUACGAGUGUGUAAGAAGAACUUGGCAUAGCGAGAGACACCAACCCAUGAGAGGUUCCAUCAUUCAACAGAUUUUUAGGCUAGCUAUGGAAACUCAUAGCACGGCUACUAAGAAGAAGAGGGAAUGGCAAGAUAAAAUAAUAAUUGUCAUCGUCAAAGCUGAGGAGAUUUUGUAUUCCAAAGCCAAUUCUGAGGCUGAAUACACGAACCCCGAAACCCUAUGGGACCGUGUUAAUGAUGCCGUCAACUCGAUUAUCCGUCGAGAUGAGAGCACUGAAACAGGAGAGCUUUUGCCACCUUGUGUUGAAGCUGCCCUUAAUCUGGGGUGCUAUCCGGUGAGAGCUUCAAGGAGCCAACGACACUGUAAUCCUAGGUCUUAUCUUACUCCAAGAGCACCCGAACCUGUCUCUGCAGUGCCUAGGAUUUUGGAUAAAGGCAGUGAGGAAUGUUGUCCUCAGAUAUCGCCGGUUCAGCCAGGCAGUCAAUUUGCUAGAAUAGCAACCAAAGUGAAUUCCAAUGUUUCAGUCUCGCAAACUAACAUUCAUGGUUAUCCAUUUCUGUCUGAAAAUGGUCCAUCUGGCCGUGACCAACUGAUGAGGAAAGAAACCAACACCCCACCGAACUUGGGUCAAGCUUACCCCCUGUACUAUGGAGUUCACUGUCAAAAUGUAGAGCUCCAGACAGGUUCCCCUGUUCAGGAAAAGAUAGUGUCUGAUAUGAUAAUUGUUGGGAGACCUAUUGGUACAUCUGUUUUAGAGCCAGCUGAAAGGGGUUCCUUGCAGAAUUUUUCUUCUUCUGAUGUCGAUGUUGGUGGUCAGAGAAUUGGACAGCAAGAUAUCGAGCGCACCCACAAUAAGUCAUUUGCAAAAGAAUGUGAUUUGUCCUUGCGGCUGGGUCUAUUUUCUGACCCUUGUAUGCAAGUAGGAAAGAAUUCAAUUUGUGAAGCUAAAGAUGUCGGUCCAAGCUGCAGUCAAGGUGGGAGCAAACUUAAUGAUUCUUUUCAACAAACGAGUAAAGAGUUCCGUUUUUUCCCAGAGAGGACUGUUAAUGACCAUUUUGUUUCAUCUUCAAGAAAGUGCUUCAUGGAAAAUGAAGAUAACAAUUUUGGGGUAGCAGUGAGAAAACGCAAGGCAACAUUUGGAGGCAACUCAGAAGAUGAACAAUUUUGCAGGCUACCAGGGUCGUCGACUAAGAAUAGAAGAAAUUGUCCAGGUUUGUAGACAAUAGUUCUAAUUGUAGUUUGUCCUUCAAAUUAGUUGCUUUUGAGAGCUUGUAAAAUUUAAUUGCUUACCAUGAGAUGCAUUUUUGGAGUGCAGCAGAGAGUGAACUGUAAAUAAAUUUUUUAGCAUGAUUGAUAUCUAAUAGUUGGAUGAUCUAAUUCU